AUGGAUGAUUCUGAAAUCAAAAGGAUGGAUAAGCUCGAUAUCGAAUCCGAAGAGGAGUGGUACGACGCACCUGAAGAAGAAGAUGAUCAAACCGAAACAUUUGUGGAACAGAGUUGUGUAACUGUUCUAGCAGAAGAAGAUAUCCGGAGGCGUAUGGAGAAUGAUAUUAAAUGUCUUUCAGAUAUUUUCUCAAUCACCGAAGCUGAAGCCACACUUCUGCUGCCUCUCUUUCGCCGCAAAGUUAGUGAAUUUCACAAGGAAUGGUUUGAUAAUGCUAAAAAUGUUAGAGGAAGCGUUGGCAUAUUGGAGAGACUUUAUGAUAAACCUUCUGAUGACAAACAAUUCCUUUGUGGAAUCUGUUCCGAAUCACACCUGCUUGAGAUGUCUGCAUCGGUCUCUUGUGGCCAUCGUGUUUGCACUUGCUGCUGGACAAGACAUAUCAAGAAAGUCAUCAGUGAAAGUCCAGAAGCUGAAUUGAAUUUGUGGCUGGUUUGUCCUUAUGAACAUUGUCCAGCUUCCGUUGGUCGAGACAUGAUCGAGAGAUUUGCUUCCGAGGAAGACAAGUCUAAGUACGAACGAUAUCUCCUUAGAUCGUACGUUGAAGACAGCAAAACGAUGAAAUGGUGUCCUGCCUCGGGGUGUAGUUUCGCAAUUGAACGUAGUCCUGAUUCUGGAAAUUCCGAUGUCUCUUGUGUUUGUUUGCUUAGAUCCUGUUGGAAUUGCAGCGAGGAGGCUCACAGUCCUGUGGACUGUGAAUCAGCAGCAAAAUGGUUAGCAAUGAACAUUUUCGAUUACCAAAGCUCAAUCUGGGUAAUGGCCAACACGGUGCCUUGUACUAAGUGUAAGCGAAGGAUAGAAGAAAAUCAAGAUUGUUCACUGAAGAUGACAUGCUUACCACCUUGUAACCAUGAUUUCUGUUGGUACUGCCGCAGGGACUGGACUGAACACGGGGAAGAAACUGGGUGCUCUUUAUACAUUUGUAACCUCGUUCCUGUCUCGUGUGGAGCGACUGAUUUUCAGAAAAUGGCAGAAUCUGCUGCAGAUAGAUACAGAGUCUGUUAUGAAGACUGGAAGAGUAAUGAAUCGUUGAUGCAACAAGCAAAAGCAUACCUGCAGCGACUACACACUGAUCUUAUUCCGCAUCUAAGUAGCAUACAGUUAGCAACUGUACCGCAGCUUCAGUUCAUUGCAGAAGCUUGGUCUCAGAUGAUGGAAUGUAGAAGGGUCCUGAAAUGGAUUUACGCUUAUGAAUACUACCUUAGAGAUGAUGAGGUCGAGAAGCGAGCUUUCUUGAAGCACAAGCAAGAGGAUGCGGAGAUUCCUUUGAAGAAGCUCUAUCACUACGCAGAGAAUGAACUGCAGACGUAUCUUGACGCGGAGGAACCAUCAGAGGACUUUACUAAAUUCAGCAUCAAGUUACAAAGACUAACUAGCAUAACGCGAAACCACUACGAGAGUCUGGUAAGAGAUCUUGAGGAUGGCUUAACUAAUGUUUUACCUUCUUCAAGGUCUCGAAGGCCACGUAGCGAGGAUGCUAGUGAUUUGGACCGUGAUUAUGGUGACGACUAG
This is a messenger RNA of Microthlaspi erraticum, 1569 nucleotides long. Lineage: Eukaryota; Viridiplantae; Streptophyta; Magnoliopsida; Brassicales; Brassicaceae. The record is from the annotation of a GenBank genome assembly.